This is a messenger RNA of Dibothriocephalus latus, 1014 nucleotides long. NCBI's taxonomy places the organism in Eukaryota, Metazoa, Platyhelminthes, Cestoda, Diphyllobothriidea, Diphyllobothriidae. The record is from the annotation of a GenBank genome assembly.
AUGACGUCUUCCCCCAACUGUGAUAAGGCGGUCCGCUGGGCUGCUAUCGAAUGCAUCCUUGGACGCAAGGGACCGAUGCAGCGUAGUGAGUUCGAACCAUCCACUGAGCUCGUCCAAAUGAUUGCACGGGAUGUGCGUGUACUCGUGGUUGGCGCCGGUGGGUUGGGUUGUGAACUGCUCAAGUCCCUGUCUUUGAUGGGCUUUGGAAACCUGGAUGUAAUUGACAUGGACACCAUUGACAUCUCCAAUCUCAAUCGUCAGUUCCUCUUCUCAGUGCGUGAUAUCGGUCGCCCUAAAGCUGAAGUGGCGGCUGAGUUUAUCAUGAAAAGGGUGGAGACCUGUACCGUCACCCCACAUUUCAAGAAGUUGGAAGAUUUUGACGAGUCCUUCUAUCGCCAAUUUGAUAUCGUCGUAUGUGGUCUUGACUCCGUCAUUGCCAGACGGUGGAUCAAUAGCAUGCUGGCGAGUCUAGUCCGCUAUAACGAAGAUGGAACUCCGGAUCCCUACAGCAUAAUCCCCCUAGUCGAUGGUGGUACAGAAGGCUUCAAGGGCCACAUUAUUGUCGUGCUUUUUGGGAUUACGGGUUGUGUUGAAUGCAGCCUAGACUUGUAUCCACCCCAAGUUAACUACCCCCUCUGUACCAUAGCUCACACUCCACGAUUGCCCGAACAUUGUGUAGAAUACGUUCGUCUAAUCUUGUGGCCUGAAGAGAAACCAUUCGGUGCGGAUGUCGCAAUUGACGCCGACAUCCCCGAACACCUCAAUUGGGUGUACGAACGGUGCCUGGAGAGGGCUAAACAGUUCGGCAUCGAGGGCGUCACUCUGCGGUUGGUAAAGGGCGUAAUCAAGAGGAUUAUUCCUGCCGUGGCCUCCACAAACGCGGUCAUCGCGGCUGCUCUAGCAACGGAGGUAUUGAACCCUCUGCUGUAUCCCUACUUUUUUUUAAAUUCUCCGCUUCGUUUAAGUUCAUCGUGUAGGAACUACAUGUUUUUUUUGCUUCACGUAUCAAAAUAA